AAUAAUUAUUUCAGCCUUAAUAAUCUCACCUCUCCUCUUCAGUUUACCAAUAAGCCAGUUGCUAAGGUCCAGGCUCAGCCCACUAAACGCCUUGAUUUUACUGACGAUCCAUUUCGAGAUUACCGUUAUGAAGACCUGUCUAAUAUAUCAUUUGAUGAUGAACCUUCAACGGAUGCAACAAAAAUUAAUUCAACACCUGCUGAUGCCUUUAGCUUAAACAACAGUAUUCAUUUCGAAACACAGGAUAAGUUUGAUCCAUUUGGACUUGAUGGUAGGCAGUCUGUACCGUUACCCAACUCUGAUGCUUUUGUUAGUGUUAGUGGUAGAGCAUCGGCUCCAAUUAGUUCCGAACUAUUUAGUGAGGACCAACAGUUAGCCUGGGCGGCUCGAGAGAGUUUGAAACUAGAAGAAGCUCGAAAAAAAAGACAAUUGCAAGAGGAAGCCGAUUUUGAAUUAGCUAUAAGUUUAAGUAAAGCUGAAAGUGAAAAGUUUUAGCUCAUGUCAAUAUUAUUAUGUAAAGAGCUUGACUGUGUUUUAUACAUGCAUAUAUGUUUUAAAUACAUCAUUUGGUUCAUCUCAUACCCAUUACUGUUGAUUUUUCUUAAGAACAUAUAGUUUAUAUAAAUACUCACUAUUAAGAAAUAAUUUGACCCCAAAGAUAUUUUAAAAAUAAUUGACUGUAAUAGGAAUAGGGAUAUCUUUGAGAGAACAUUUUUUUUAAUUUGUAUUUUGUUCUGUAAUAUUUUAUGUUUAACUUUGAAAGUUCCUUCCUCUAUGUAUCGUAUAUCUCUUCUUAUAGAAAAUAUAAAGAAAACAAAAUAUAAGUAUUAUCCUUUUUUCAAAAUGUUUUGAAUUAAAUAAAUCAUUGGCCCAUUUUAUGUGAGAUUGCAGGAUACAGGUUAAAAAGUGUUGGAAACAAAAUAGGUGUGCCAUGCUCUUUUUUCAAGGCUUCAAAUUUUAUGGCUGAAGAAUUUAACCGAUUUUUAUUGGCUGCUGCAUCUCAUUUGUUAUAAAAGAUAUAAAAAAAAUUAUAAAUGAGUUUUAUGUGAUUUUUUUCGUAGAAGAUAGUGGAGAGCUUACUGUUCUUCUCAGUUUUAUAUUUUCAGAGAAUUGCCCGUCAAAUUUUUAAAUUUGUAAUAAAACAAAUACUCUGUAUAUUUCACUUCUUUUUUUUUAUUGCCUUUCCAGCAGUGUAACAUAGCCUAUAGGUAUAAUAGUUACUUAUAUUAGAGUGAAAACAUUAUACAUUUUUUGUAUUUGUUUGAUGAAAGGAGUUGUAUUAG
Messenger RNA from Anoplophora glabripennis (Asian longhorned beetle), 1283 nucleotides. Its product is annotated as epidermal growth factor receptor substrate 15-like 1. The transcript has a single exon. The annotation marks the transcript as partial. The record is from RefSeq and is a predicted model, not a curated record. NCBI's taxonomy places the organism in Eukaryota, Metazoa, Arthropoda, Insecta, Coleoptera, Cerambycidae.